Molecule: messenger RNA, 1815 nt
Organism: Rhinolophus ferrumequinum (greater horseshoe bat)
Lineage: Eukaryota; Metazoa; Chordata; Mammalia; Chiroptera; Rhinolophidae
Gene: GALNTL5
Product: polypeptide N-acetylgalactosaminyltransferase like 5
Exons: 8
Coding region: 343-1689 (448 amino acids)
Biological process (GO): spermatid development
Cellular component (GO): Golgi apparatus
Source: RefSeq, a predicted model, not a curated record
GGUAGUUAGAGACUAGUCAUUGGGAUGUCAAGUAUAGCAUAGGGAAUAUAGUCAAUAAUAUUAGAAUCACCAUGUAAGGGAUUAGAUGGAUAAUAGAUGUAUUGAGGUAAUCACUUCAUACAUUAUAUAAAUGUCUAGUCACUAUGUUGUACAUCUGAAACUAACAUAAUAUUGUAUGUUAACUGUCAUUGAAAAAUUAAAAUUAUUUUUAAAAAUCCCUGAAAAUUAAAUUUGAAGCCACGUAGAUAAUCUAGAAGCCAUUGAAGUAUCUAACAGAAUGUCUCUUCAACCCUUCUGAUUUAGGGAAUUGAAAAAGGGACCCUCAAAAAUGCUAGGUUUACCAUGAGAAAUGUCGUGAUUCGAUGUUUCUUCUGUGGAUCCUUGACGUUUGGGAUCUGCGCCGCUCUGUUAUUUCUAUGUUUUCACUAUUAUCAUGUGAGCAAAUGGCAGGAGCAAACCCGGGAGGGUACCUCAGUGCUGUUCCUUGAUGAAAAACUGCAACAGCCCAUUAGCCGUGGCUCAUGGGAAACACCAACACCACACGCGAGCGUUCAAAGGCCUAACGAAGAUGAAACGAAAGAACAGAGGCCACUUUUAAAAUUAAAUAAGGAUUUUAACUAUACAGACCUAGAAGCUGUUCAUGGAUAUUUGAAAUAUGGAUUUAAUGUUGUUAUCAGUAAAAGUUUGGGCAAAGAGAGGCAUGUGCCAGAUACCAGGAAUAAAAUGUGUCGUACAAAACACUACCCAGCCAGACUACCGACCGCCAGCAUUAUCAUUUGUUUCCACAAUGAAGAAUUUAAUGCCUUGUUUCGAACAGUGUCCAGUGUCAUGAUGCUCACACCACACCGUAUCCUUGAAGAAAUUAUUUUGGUUGAUGACAUGAGUGAAUUUGAUGAUUUGAAAGGAAAACUAGACUAUCACCUAGAAAUUUUUCGGGGAAAGAUUAAAUUAAUAAGAACCAAAAAGAGAGAGGGACUGAUUCGAGCGAGGCUGAUUGGAGCGUCUCGUGCUUCAGGGGAAGUUCUCGUGUUCCUGGACAGCCACUGCGAAGUGAACAAAGUAUGGCUGGAGCCCUUGCUGGCUGCCAUCCGGGAGGACCACAGAAUGGUGGUGUGCCCUCUGAUAGAUGUCAUUGACUAUAUGACCCUGGAAUACCAGCCCUCUCCUGUUGUGAGAGGCGCUUUCAACUGGUACCUACAAUUUAAAUGGGAUAAUGUUUUUUCUUAUGAGGUGGAAGGACCAGAAGGACCCACUAGACCCAUCCGGUCCCCUGUAAUGGCUGGAGGAAUUUUUGCUAUGAAACGGCAUUAUUUUAAUGAGCUUGGACAGUACGACAAAGGCAUGAACUUCUGGGGAGGGGAAAAUUUGGAACUUUCACUAAGGAUCUGGAUGUGUGGAGGCCAACUCUUCAUACUGCCCUGCUCUCGAGUUGGACAUAUUAAUAAGCAACACAACGUAGACCAAACUAGAGUUAUCAGAGCUGUGAUAUAUAACAACCUCAGACUGGUGCAUGUUUGGCUGGAUGAAUACAAGGAGCAGGUUUUUUUACGAAGACCUAGUCUGAGAUCCAUUCCCUAUGGAAACAUUAGUGAGCGUGUUGAAUUAAGGAAACAAUUGGGUUGCAAGUCAUUUCAGUGGUAUUUGGAGACUGUCUUCCCAGAAUUGGAGGCAUCUAAUGGCAGCCGCUGAAAGGAAAACAAAUCAUCUUCAUUUAUAAAGGAUUACAAAGUCCUCUGGUCCCUCAACAUAAAGAAAAGUACAAAUUUGGAACAUCAUGAUAUUCUGUGAAAUGCACUAAGAAAUACAACCAAAGUA